AUGCUAGGCGCACUUCUUCGUCUCCAUGGCGAAGUUAUGUCUAUCCGUUUUCUUGAUGCGAAUGGCGAUUUAGCUGGUCAUCCUAUAGAAGUCUGGUCCGACAAUGCCACUGGUUCUGAAUCAGAAUCCGGUUUCGAUGAAGCCAUUGCUGCUUCCCCUGGCGCUGAUCAUAGCGCCACAUCAAGUUCUCCCUCUUGCUCUGUAGUCCUGCGUAGUCACGAUGUUAGUGGCAGCGAGGAUUUAUCAUCUGCUGGCCGCAUAGGUCGACAGGCCUUUGCUUCAGCACUCUCUUACUCCUCCUCUUCCUCCUCCUUCGUAGCCUCCGGUGCUUGUGUCAGCGCUGGAGGAACGGGCACUAAUUCUACGCCUGCUACUCUCCCCUCAUCAGCCUCACCCUUGCCUCGACUUGGUGGCUGUGCUGGCCCCACGGCAGCCAUGAAGCGUCUGGGCGCCUCUCCGGCUCCUGUUCCGUCUUCAGCCCUACUUAGCGCCUCCUCACAGACAUCUGCCUCAUCAAGCGUCACUCGACGUGAGCAGUUUGGUCGACAGACCACUCUAACAGGUGCUCUGGGAUACUCGAAUGCUGCUUCACCCCGUACGAGCACAGCCCAGAAAUCCAGUAUCGGGCUUUGUUACUAUGGGCUAACACAAUGGACAUUUCUAUAUUUUUCGUCCCCCCCUAGAAUGUUCCUACUCAUCAUGGAAGAAUAG
Messenger RNA from Protopolystoma xenopodis, 711 nucleotides. The record is from the annotation of a GenBank genome assembly. NCBI's taxonomy places the organism in Eukaryota, Metazoa, Platyhelminthes, Monogenea, Polystomatidea, Polystomatidae.